CCGCCGCCGUUGAGGGCUGUCCAGCGAUGACAGCGAUCAGGAAGCGCAUUUGACACGCAGCCCAAGAUCUCAACUACACACACAUACACAAAAACACUAUCACACACACACACACAAUACAUACACACCAAAAUCAACAACCAAAAAGCAAACAUAUUUCAAAAGUGAGGAGUAGCAACAAAUGUGGAAAAUGUUGGACACCAUGAUGGAUGCCGAGCUCUUCAUGUUCGAUUGCGACGAAUGCGCCGGCAUGCCGCUAGCCCCCCCGCCACAGUUCCUGAUACCGCCGCCGCCGCGGCCGCCGGCGCUGGCCGAGUACACUGUGGUGCCGCAGGACUGCAACGAGGAGCAACUGGCGCAGCAGCAGUGGGAGAGCGACGUCUGCCAGGCCAUACCGGUGAGUACACGAUUCAGCUCUAUACG
This is a messenger RNA of Drosophila arizonae, 423 nucleotides long. RefSeq names its product putative Hedgehog signaling attenuator pxb (gene pxb). Lineage: Eukaryota; Metazoa; Arthropoda; Insecta; Diptera; Drosophilidae. The record is from RefSeq and is a predicted model, not a curated record.